Ramularia collo-cygni is the source of this 840-nucleotide messenger RNA. RefSeq lists its product as uncharacterized. Bases 1 to 840 code for a protein of 279 amino acids. The record is from RefSeq and is a predicted model, not a curated record. NCBI's taxonomy places the organism in Eukaryota, Fungi, Ascomycota, Dothideomycetes, Mycosphaerellales, Mycosphaerellaceae. The transcript has 5 exons. Gene Ontology annotation, molecular function: protein binding.
AUGGAUCACCAAGACAUCGCCCCUGAGGAGACGGAAUAUACCACCGACGGUCUGCUCGACUUCAGCGACGACAUCAUCACCGUCCUGGUAGGACCCGAGCAGGAAAAGUUCAUAGUCCAUGCGAAGCAGCUGCAAAAGUCGCCAUACUUUAGGAACGCAAUGAAGGAAACCUGGCUGGUGGACGGCACCAUCAGCCUCCCUGUGGACGAUCCGAAAAUUAUCCGUUUCUACCUACACUUCCUCUAUGCUUCCGAGGUCCCCGAGACCUCCUUUCCGGGCCUGGCGGCACUGUAUGUCUACGGCGAGAGAGUCGUGGACUUGCGCUUCAAGGACACCAUCAUCAAGACCAUCAUCAGUAUGAGUCGUCACAGCGGAAAAGACGGCCAAUGCUACUGGCCCGUCACCGAUGCUGUCGAUUGCAUAUAUGCCGGCACGCUGAGUGGAUCUCCAGGCAGACGUCUGCUCGUCGACAUCUUCGCAUGUCAUGGGGGCACUCACUGGAUCGGAGACCACGAGUAUGAUGCGGACUUCCUCAGAGAUCUGGUCCUAAGGCGUAUGCACGAAAACGAGGGAAUGAAAGCUGUGACCGACGACGAAAUUGUCGCAGAGCGGUAUCUUGAGGAACCCCAACCUGAAUUCCUUGAUGCGCCGCAUACCUACGAGAUCCAAUCGCAGCAGCAUGCGAAUCUACCAAAUACUGCCGAAGUGAACAGCUUGUAUGAGUCUGAAAAUCAGCUUCAUCGCAGGCUGAGCCCAGAUUCAAGGACUGCGCUGGCUGCAUAUGACGAGCGCUUGACGCUUCAGGAGGUCGUGAGAGCCAGCAUGGUUAGGAGGUGGUAG